AUGUCCCGGCACACCCAAGUGUCGAUCACUUGCCACUGCGGCACCGUGGAGCAGAUCGUGUCUCUAGGUCCUAAAACGACGACUGGUCCGAGAAACAUAAACCUCUGCCAUUGCCACACGUGCCGGCACACGACGGGACUACUUUGCGUCUCGUACAUGGGCAUUGAGCGACCGCAGCCUCUGAUUGGCCUUGCUGCGUACCAGUCAUCGACGUCCUGUCGCUUCUUCUGCGGCACGUGCGGAUGCCACGUCUUCCGGCGGGACGACAGCUCCGACGACGACGAGGUGGGCGAGGGCGCUGUGCGCGAGAGGUGGACUGUGGCUACAGGUGUGGUCGUCGGACGCGUGGACAGGCGGGAUGGGAGUGGCAAUGAAGGGGUUGAGGCGGAGCCCAUGAUGGGAUACGCGAGGUAUCUCAACACAUCCAGCACCAAGGACGGCGGGCUAUCGGUCUUUUUACGCUCUGACGAGGGGUUGAACGAGUCUGAAGUCUGUGAGCACUGGGGCACGCCGUAUCGAGAUACUCUUAGGAGGUCAUCGAGCCCAGACACACAUGAUGAGAAGAGUGAGAACAUCAGUGCGGAAAGCGAGGGUGGAAAGACCCUCAGCGCAUCCUGUCACUGA
Messenger RNA from Anthostomella pinea, 624 nucleotides. The record is from the annotation of a GenBank genome assembly. NCBI's taxonomy places the organism in Eukaryota, Fungi, Ascomycota, Sordariomycetes, Xylariales, Xylariaceae.